AUGAAAAUAAGUUUAGUAUCCGUUUUUGUCCUGCUGAUGGUGGUGUGUUCUGCCAAGGCGGUGCGUUUGGUGGGUGGCACCAAUGAAACCGUCCAGUUCGGCCAGGAACGAAUUGUGGGAGGCCAGGUGGCCGAAGUGGGUUUUGCCAAAUACCAAAUCUCUUUGCAAGGUGCAUUCGGUGGUCAUAUGUGUGGUGGUGCCAUUAUCGACAACCGUUGGGUCCUGACUGCCUGCCAUUGUGUGGAUGGCUAUAACCCCGCCUUCUUGCGUGUCAUAACCGGAACAAAUGUUUAUUUCGAACCUGGAGCCGUUUAUGAAGUUGAAGAAUUCUAUUGUCAUUGUAAUUAUGAUAAUCCGACAUAUCACAACGAUAUCGCCCUGCUGUACCUGAAGGAACCCAUUGUCUAUGAUGAGUUGACCCAGCCAAUUCCUUUGCCUGUUAGUCCCUUGAAGGAUGGUGAUGAGGUGAUUCUAACCGGUUGGGGUGAUAACAUUCUAUGGGGUGGUACUCCCGAUAAUCUCUAUAAACUCUAUACGAAAUUUGUCACCUAUGAGGAUUGUUAUGAAAUAUUUGGCGGAGUGCCAAUGUUGGAUGUUGGUCACAUUUGUACAUUCACCAAGGUUGGCGAAGGUUCGUGUCAUGGUGAUUCUGGCGGACCUUUGGUCAGCAAUGGCCAUUUGGUGGGUUUGGUUAAUUGGGGUUUUCCCUGUGCUACUGGUAGCCCUGAUGCUCACUGCAAUGUAUAUUUCUAUUUGGAUUGGAUUCGUAAGGCUAUGAGCCAGAAAUGUCGUGAUUGUCACUGCAGUGCCAGUAAUUAUCCUUUUUCAAAUAAGGAAGUUGGAGCAACUAAAUAUUAA
This is a messenger RNA of Musca vetustissima, 858 nucleotides long. Its product is annotated as chymotrypsin-2-like. Gene Ontology annotation, molecular function: serine-type endopeptidase activity. The coding region runs from base 1 to 858 and encodes 285 amino acids. The record is from RefSeq and is a predicted model, not a curated record. Gene Ontology annotation, biological process: proteolysis. The transcript has a single exon. Lineage: Eukaryota; Metazoa; Arthropoda; Insecta; Diptera; Muscidae.